Messenger RNA from Capsaspora owczarzaki ATCC 30864, 303 nucleotides. RefSeq lists its product as hypothetical. Lineage: Eukaryota; Filasterea; Ministeriida; Capsasporidae. The transcript has 4 exons. The coding region runs from base 1 to 303 and encodes 100 amino acids. The record is from RefSeq and is a predicted model, not a curated record.
AUGGAUCUACCCGCAUCAGCCGCCGAUCCGAAGCCGAACGCGCGUACCGCGUCCGCAGCUUCCUUCGACGAUGUUGACGCUAGCCAGUCGACGAAACGAGCCAGAGCGAACAAUCAACAAGUUGUCGACAACGCAUCCCACGGCGCUUCACAGCAGCUGACUGCAAUGAAGAAUGCACAGCGUUCCCUGACGGCCGGCUCAACCAAGCAGCGCAAAGCAAUGAAGAAAAAACCGAGCGGACCCUUCAGCAAAAACUGGAACAAGCGUGGGCUAAAGCACCUGAUCUACUAUCCCGAUCAUUAA